Molecule: messenger RNA, 450 nt
Organism: Striga hermonthica
Lineage: Eukaryota; Viridiplantae; Streptophyta; Magnoliopsida; Lamiales; Orobanchaceae
Source: the annotation of a GenBank genome assembly
AUGAACGUAUCAUCCCUUAUUAGUGCCAACAUCGAUUUCAAUGUAACCAAUGUGCCAACAUCUGUUGAGGUAAUGAAUGAUGCAAUGGAACUUCUUGAAAAGACUCAAAAUGCCAGUGGACUUGUACUAGGAGGCGCAGGCAUUAAGGUUCUAUUGAAGUUGGUGGCGCGUGGGUCGCGGCCUCCGCAAUCGUCCAUGCGAAAUUGGUUGACAUUAGAAACAUUGAGGGAGGAGAUUAGCAUUCCUGGAAUACUUGCCCUGCUCGAAUCUUAUCCAAACCUCGAGAAACUUUUUAUAGAGUGUUGUGAUUCUUACAAGGAAUCUGCCAGGACAUGGACCCCUGCUACAAGGGACGAUUUGCAUCUCGACUUAGUGCACUUGAAGACUGUUCGUUUAUUUGCUGUUGCUGAUCCCAAUUUAGGCGGUGAGCCGAUGCUUACGUUGGCCUGA